ACCUGAACCUCCACAAGAGGGAGAAACAUAAUAACCUAACUGUCAGGAGGCCCCGGUCGACCAGGAAGUUCUCAUCUAGGGAGUUUGUUUCCUCCUCGGAGAGUGAGGACGAGGAAAAGCAUACCCGGAGCUCCUCCUCCUCGUCCUCGUCCUCCACAUCAUCAUCAACAUCAUCUUCCUCAGGGAAUUUUAAGAGGCAGAGGAGAGAAAGUGAAAAGGAGGAAGAGAAUGAGACAAAGAAAAGAAAAGUGGAAGGAGAGGAGAAGAAAAAGGAGGAACAGAUGGAAGAGAAGAGAAAAGUGGAAGGGAGAAGAAGAAAAAGGAGGAACAGAUGGAAGAGAAAAGAAAAGUGUAAGGGGAGGAGAAGAAAAAGGAGGAACAGAUGGAAGAGAAAAGAGUGGAAAAAGAGGAAGAGCAGAAGGAAAGGAAGAAAAAGGAGAAAGAAGAGAAGGAACGAAUGGAAAAGGAGAAAGAAGAGAAGGAACGAAGGGAAAAGGAGAAGGGAAAGAUGA
Haliotis rubra (blacklip abalone) is the source of this 512-nucleotide messenger RNA. Its product is annotated as protamine-like. The record is from RefSeq and is a predicted model, not a curated record. The annotation marks the transcript as partial. The transcript has a single exon. Lineage: Eukaryota; Metazoa; Mollusca; Gastropoda; Lepetellida; Haliotidae.